UCACCAUUGUGAUUGUUAUUAUUUUAGAUGUAUGUACACAUUCCAAGCAUCUCCAGGAGGCUCAGCCUAUGGGAGAGCAGGCCGCUGCCGCGCAGGGCUUUCUGGGGUUUAUAGUCCUCACGCUCUCCUGCGCAUGCGCUGUGGCCCGAGGCGACUUCAGAGGGACAAGUCGUGGAUGCCAAGGAAUGCAUGACCUUCAAGGACGUGGCUGUGACCUUCACAGAAGAAGAGCUGGCGCAGUUGGACCAGGCUCCGAUGAACCUGUACCAGGAUGUGAUGCUGGAGAACCUCAGAAACCUCAUCUUGGUGGUCAUUACCUCUACAAGAUUCCUGAGAACCACCAUGAUCAAGAAAGGGCUGGCCGAAGGUGUCGUUGCACCGAGCACAUCCGCCCAAUUUCUCUUCCACAGGAUUUCUCUUAUCUGUCCCCUGGGGCCCAGUCCCUGUGUCAGCUUUCCUCUGAGAUUCUGCUGGGAGGGUCUGUGUCAGGCCAUCCCAAGCUGGGACAGUUUUCGCUUUCAGAAACCGGAAGAGACACCCCUGCCCACUCUUCCAGAAGGGAAACACCUGCUUUUAAAUAUGGGGGGAGUGGCCUUCUUGAUGGUCUACGACAUAGUCCUGAGUGGCAAUUAAUCCACCAGCCUUUUGUUGCCACACCUGCCAACACGGGAGCACUUCUUGUAAGAGGUAGCUCAACUCUUUUUCCUAAAGAGUCAAGGUAUUGUUUUUAAGCCCAUUUCCUAGGAAGAGAGGGAAAUUUGGCUCAGUGAACAUGGGAUUCAUCUGUCCAGAGGUUUUGAGAAAAUCAAGCAGGACAGGGUCGGAGGUUGUCCCUCACUUCUAGUUGCCCAUGAAGCAGUUGGCAUCAUAGGCAUUCAUACCUGUGAGCUGCCAAUCAGAAAUGAGGUGUUGCAGAGAAAUCAAAAAAGAAAUCCUGGCGAGAAUUUAUAUGUGAAAAAAUUUACCUCUGUGAUGUAAGAAUGGUCAAUAAAGAAACCUUUAAACAAUUUGCUAUAAAAGGUAGGAGAAGAGCUUCCAAAUGAUUUACAUAGAAUAUAUUUAUGUGGAAUCCACAUAAGUCAAUUUGCGUAUAAUUAUAUAAAUAAUACAUAAUAAUGGGAUGUUAUAUACUGGGCAUGGUGAGACACACAAAGGGCACAAUAACUUUCCAAGGUUCCACGUAUAAGUUGCAGGCACAGGCAACAAAUCUUGUCUCCUGACAAUGUCCCUUCUUUCACGUCACUGUCCUAUGGAACAGGACAAUCUACACAACUGUACUCGAGGGGCUAAAUCAGCAGUGGGGGUUAAAACAGAGAUAAUAUGGUCAGAUGGCCCUGGGAUUGGAGUGAGAUAUGUGUGUAGCCUUUCAGACAGGCUUCGAGAAACAUCCAUUUUUGUUUUCCAUAAGGUUCUCUGUCUUCAUGAAGGUAUGAAUUUCACGGAGAUCCUGCAAUCCAUUUCCUCAACGUUUCCACUUUUAAAUUAGUGCAGAUGACAAACAGCCAUGACUAUGACAAAGAGGAAUGGGAGAUGUGGUAAUGCUGAUGGCCUAGCACCAAGGGAAGAAAGACAAACAGGGGCUGUGGUAGAAGAGGGGGAUCACAUGCUUACCCCUCUAAAAUGGGCUCCAGAAUGAUCAAGAACCACAGCCAAGUCCAUCUGCAUCCUACUUCUGAUUCAAGGGAGUUUCUGGGUGACCAAAGACUGUAUAAGAGGAAAGAAACAUUAUAGAUGGAGAAACCUGGCAUUCAAUCGUGAGGACAGAAGCCACUCUGCAUCCACACGAUGGGGGCUUUCCGUUAGAUCAGCCAUUGGGAGGAUCCUGGGACACAGGGAUGAUGCCACCCGUGAUGUUUGCCUGUAGCACCCGGGCAGGCUCUUAAGAGAACAACAGGAGGCUAUUCUGGGUCUCCAGAACCUCCGUGAACUCCCGCCGACUAUAUGCUGCAGCGGCCAAGUAAGUGAUUCUUGACAAAUGGGUAACAGUAGAAACGGGUCAAAUUUUCAUUAAAGGAUGUGUCCAGGAAGGAAGUUCUAGUUGGGAUGAGUGCAGUAAGUCUUCAGUCCACCCAAAGGCUUUAGGUGUUUUGUUUUUCUUUUCCGAGCAUCACCACUCAAUAGAUACUCUCUGUAUAAACAUCCUAAACUGUGCUCAGGAAUGAAACUUGGGCUAAUUUGUAAGAGCAUCUGUCCUCAUGUUUUCAAACCCGUUAGAUUUUCUAUCCAGGAGACAAGCACUGCAGAAUGGUAUUUGGAUAUUUGGUUAUGGCAAAGACAGUGCUAUGUGUUUAUCAUACUGGUUGUUCCCUUUAGUCCUAAGAAGAUACUCUUCCCCAACAAGGCUUUCGGUUAAGAGUGAGUUCUAGCCAGUGGAGUGUGAGCAAAAGUAGUUUAAGCCACUUUUGAAAGUUUAGCCCUGUCUUAGUUACUUUUUUUGUUGUUGUUGUUGCUGAGACA
Fukomys damarensis (Damara mole-rat) is the source of this 2457-nucleotide messenger RNA. RefSeq names its product zinc finger protein-like. Bases 190 to 633 code for a protein of 147 amino acids. Gene Ontology annotation, biological process: regulation of DNA-templated transcription. The transcript is spliced from 3 exons. Lineage: Eukaryota; Metazoa; Chordata; Mammalia; Rodentia; Bathyergidae. The record is from RefSeq and is a predicted model, not a curated record.